Camellia sinensis is the source of this 952-nucleotide messenger RNA. Its product is annotated as transmembrane ascorbate ferrireductase 1. Gene Ontology annotation, molecular function: oxidoreductase activity. The record is from RefSeq and is a predicted model, not a curated record. NCBI's taxonomy places the organism in Eukaryota, Viridiplantae, Streptophyta, Magnoliopsida, Ericales, Theaceae.
AUAGAAGAGCAGGUCAACUCCUCCUUCCUUAUACAUCAUUCCUCUCUUCUGUAUAUUGUUGAGAGAGAGAGAGAUGAUAGGGGUUAAGGCAAUGGCGCUGUCAGUAGUGGCGCACGUACUGGGGAUAGCAGGUGCGGUUAUGGUGUUGGUCUGGUGCAUUCACUUUAGGGGUGGCUUAGCCUGGGAUUCCUCCAACAAAAGCCUCAUCUUCAAUAUUCAUCCUGUUCUGAUUUUGAUUGGCCUAAUUAUUAUCGGAGGCGAAGCCAUUAUCAGUUAUAAAGCUCUUCCAUUGAAGAAAGAAGUGAAGAAACUGAUCCAUCUAGUUCUUCAUUCAAUUGCACUGAUAUUGGGGAUAGUGGGUGUUUAUGCUGCAUUCAAAUAUCAUAAUGAGAGUGGUAUUGCCAAUCUCUACAGUUUACAUUCCUGGCUUGGUAUCGGAAUUAUUGUUCUCUAUGGUGUUCAGUGGAUAUAUGGAUUCAUUGUGUUCUUCUACCCUGGUGGAACAGCUUCAGUAAGAAGAGAAUCACUACCAUGGCAUGUGCUAUUUGGGCUAUUUGUUUACAUCUUGGCUAUUGGCAAUGCUGCUUUGGGGUUUCUUGAGAAGCUGACAUUCCUUGAGAGCUCUGGACUUGCCAAAUAUGGCUCUGAGGCAUUCCUUGUCAACUUCACUGCCAUUGUGACAAUAUUGUUUGGUGCCUUUGUGGUGUUGACAUCUCUUUCUCAGCCUCCAAAUGAAGACAAGUACAGCUAUUUUGCAUUAUAAACUUGUGGUUGCAACUUUAUUGAACCAUGCUCAUGUUUUGUUUAUUACAUGAUUAUGUUAUCAAAAGUUCUAUUCUGAACACCGAAGAUUUUCAUAGGAUGAGAUACAAAUAUGAGACAAAGAAUGAGACUCACAUGUGGAGUCUAGCAUAUGCAAGACCUACAAUUUAUAAGGGUUUUAUGGAUUAAA